AUGAUCCAAGGAAAUGACACCCGAGUGACAGAGUUCAUUCUCCUGGGAUUUGCAGUUCAAGAAGAAGUGCAGCACAUCCUCUUCUUUGUGUUUCUGGUCAUCUAUGUGACAUCUCUAGUGGGAAAUGUUGGUAUGAUUCUGCUCAUCAAGUGGGAUGCCCGCCUUCAUACUCCCAUGUAUUUUUUCCUCCAAAACUUGGCUUUUGUUGACCUCUGUUACACAUCUGCUAUCACUCCCAAGAUGUUAGUAAACUUCCUUGUCUCAGAUAAAUCCAUCCCAUUCUUGGGAUGUGUGAUACAAUUAUAUGUUUAUGGCAUAUUUGCCACGAUUGAAUUAUACCUUUUGGCUUCCAUGGCUGUAGAUCGUUAUGUGGCCAUCUGCAACCCACUCCAUUAUCCAAUAGUCAUGUCCCAGAGGGCCUGCAUCCAGCUGGUCACUGGAUCCUAUGUUGUGGGUUCCCUGAAUGCAACCACACACACAGGACUUCUCUUUUCACUGUCCUUCUGUAAUUCCAACACCAUCAAUCACUUCUUUUGUGAUGUGCCCCCGAUCCUGGCCCUUUCCUGUUCUAAUAUUGAUCUUAAUGUCAUGUUGUUAAUCAUCUUGGUGGGCUUUAACCUGGUAAGCACAUUGCUGGUAGUGUUCUUCUCCUAUGUUUACAUCUUGGCUGCCAUCUUGAGGAUGCCCUCUGCUGCAGGGAGGCACAAAGCCUUCUCUACUUGUGCCUCCCACAUGACUGCUGUCACCAUUUUCUAUGGAACCCUCUCUUACAUGUAUUUACAACCUUCUUCCAGUGUGUCACAAGAGAACGAUAAAGUGGUCUCUGUGUUUUAUGGUAUCGUGAUACCCAUGCUCAACCCCCUGAUCUACAGUCUGAGAAACAAGGAGGUAAAAGAGGCUAUGAAAGUUCUAGUAAAAAGUUUUUCAUGA
Molecule: messenger RNA, 930 nt
Organism: Vombatus ursinus (common wombat)
Lineage: Eukaryota; Metazoa; Chordata; Mammalia; Diprotodontia; Vombatidae
Product: putative olfactory receptor 5AK3
Exons: 1
Coding region: 1-930 (309 amino acids)
Biological process (GO): sensory perception of smell; G protein-coupled receptor signaling pathway
Cellular component (GO): membrane
Molecular function (GO): olfactory receptor activity; odorant binding; G protein-coupled receptor activity
Source: RefSeq, a predicted model, not a curated record